Molecule: messenger RNA, 798 nt
Organism: Camellia sinensis
Lineage: Eukaryota; Viridiplantae; Streptophyta; Magnoliopsida; Ericales; Theaceae
Biological process (GO): DNA repair; telomere maintenance
Molecular function (GO): DNA helicase activity
Source: RefSeq, a predicted model, not a curated record
AUGACAAUGAAUUUGGAUGAUAAUUCAACAGUUCCAAAGGUCAUACAAGAUGAGCUUUCCAUUGUAACUCCUCGAGAAGACUUAAAUUCCAUUGCCACGUUAAAUAAUGAUCAAUGUUUAGCAUUUAAUUCAAUCAUGGAAGCUGUGGAAUCCAAUACUGGUGCAAUCUUCUUUGUGGAUGGACCAGGAGGAACUGGAAAGACAUAUUUAUAUCAUGCACUGUUGGCCUCAGUGAAAAGUCAAGGUCGAAUUGCCAUUGCAACAGCAACUUCUGGAAUUGCAGCUACACUUUUACCUGGUGGAAGGAUAGCCCAUUCAAGAUUCAAGAUCCCAUUAAAUCUAGAGGCUUCAUCUGUGUGCUCCAUUACUAAACAAUCAGAUUUGGCAGAAUUAAUUAGAUGUGCAACAAUCAUCAUUUGGGAUGAAGCUACAAUGACGAAUCGUUAUGCUUUUGAAGCUUUGAAUCGAACACUCAUAGACAUCACUGGUGUUGAUUAUCCAUUUGGUGGAAAAAUUAUGGUGUUUGGUGGUGACUUUCGGCAAGUACUUCCAGUUGUUCCUAAAGGUACAAAAGCUGAAACUAUUGUUGCAUCGAUAAUCAAAUCAUCGCUCUGGAGUCACAUUCAAAUACUUCGUUUAAAGCAAAAUAUGCGAUUUAUAAAUGAUCAACAGUUUGGUGAAUUUCUUUUACGUGUUGGAGAUGGCGUACAACCUACCAUUGUAGAUAAAAUGAUCAAAGUACCAACAUCGAUGGCAAUACCAUGGAACGGCGAAAAAUCAAUAGUUCGACUAUUAUAA